GAUAAUUUUUAUUUAGUCUGAAUAGUUUUUAGCUAUACUAUAAGCUUGAAUUUGAAACUAUUGUUUCUUCACCAAUUAGAAAGUUGAAAACAAUGUGGAUGAAUUCAACGGAGGGAACAACGUCUGCAUUUGGGCCGGUUGAUUUCACCACAGUAGCAUCCUAUCAAAGGCCUUUCACUGAUGGCGUCACGGUAUUUUCAGGAGUUGUCAUUUUCCUAUUCAUGAUCAUUGGAAUUCUACUAAACAGCUUGACUAUCACUGUGAUUGAAACCACGACUAGUCUGAGGAAUAUCUUCAUGUACUUUAUCGUCUCUCUCUGUUCGUCUGACUUAAUGUCAGCUCUAAUCAGUCCUCUCUUCUGGUACCGAAGAACCUUGGGUUUUGACGUUUGGAUGCCCCCAAACUUUUUCUGCAAGCUAUUUUGGGCCAUGGAUUUAAUGACAUCGUUCUCUACUUCAAUGCACAUCCUCAACUUUGCUGUACUCCGCUAUAUUUCUGUUCAACAUCCUGGUAUCUUCAAAAAUAUCUCUAAGAGAUCUGGAAAGAUUUGGAUUGCAAUCACAUGGUUUAUUGCUUUCAUGUGUGGUUUUGUACCGUUAUGGAUUUUUACUGGUGCGAUUCCCGGACAGAUAAGGGAUAGAAACAGUGGAGAACCAAAUGCAAAAUGGCCGGCGUGUACUUUAUUACUUGAAACACUGCCCCAGUACAAAACAUUCUCGAUUACUGCAUAUUCAAUAUUUCUCCUUCUGCCAAUGUUGGUUGUCAUCGUUGUUUCUGUACUCAUCGGUAAAUCAGUGCAUAACCAUACAAAGGCGUCAGUGAUUACGAACGAUGAAGCAUCAAAGAAGAGGAUACAAAAGGAAAAACAAGCUGUGUUACAGCUCAUACUCAUCGUUGUUUCGUUCCUCUUCGGCUACGUACCAUUUGUUACAUACGAAAUCUGGUCUCUCUUCCCAACGGAUCCAGUUGCUGACUACUGGUUUGGCUUGAUUCAGUAUUUCUGUCUGAGAUUUUCAGAAUGUAUGAAUCCCGUGUUCUACAACAUCAGUUCCACAAAGAUGAGGCGGCAUACUUUCAAGUUUCUAAGAAAGAUAUUCAAAUGCUGCCCUGUCUGGAAUAAACAACCAGACGGAGUAUCAACAGUGACAACCACAAUGGAUGCAAACACCCAAAUGGGUGUCUAGAAUCAUGCAAUAUUGAAUCAGCUCAAAAUCAAAGCAAACGUGGAGAGGUUGUUUGUGUAUAGGAUGUCUCAUAGAGACACAGAGAAACGUGUCGGUGAUUCCUUGUCAAUGUCCACAUAUAUUCUUUAUUGUAUUUACUGAAGGCGUUGGUAAAUGUUAAUAAAAUGUAUUAUUAUAUAAUGUAUUCUGUAAACCUACAUUAGCUGAACAUCCUUUACAAUACUUUUAUCUUGACUUAUAUGAUUUCACGAAUUUAAUAUCACCCUUUGUACCAAAAGCAGUAUAUAUAUAUAUAUAUACUGUUGUGGGAAAAUCUUUGUGGCCAACUAAUUUGAAACACAAGGGCCUGCGUGUAUGUUGAAUUCAAUAAUAUGUACCGCGUUGAAACAAAUAUAAAAAUGUAAACAAAUAAAGAGUAAAAAAUAUUAAUUUAUAUACUAUACGUCAUUGAAAAUGAUGAACCGCCAGUGAAAGCACUAUGCAAUUUCAAAAUUGGAUUUUUCAAUGAAAACAUUGUCAUAGAAACAAUUUACCUCUCAUCACACCAGUUUAAUAUAUUGUAAUAUUUACAUUUUAUCAUAUUACAACUCUUCUAUUUUUUAUUAAAAUUUUUAAGCAUGAAUCAUUCUCUAAUAAGGUUAGAUUUUAAAACAAACUUUGCACUCGACUAAUGUCAGUCGUUUGGUUUCAAAUUUAUAUCUUUUCCAAUUUCUUUUAUGUCCUAAUCACUUUUUAUUCAAUAUUGUACUAGUUUUUCUCAAUCGUAUUUUCAUCUCAGUCUUCUCUGAGUUUAUUCCUUUGUUGUCAUUUUACUAUGUUUGAUAUCUUUGUUCAGUCCAGAAGUUUGGUUUUGUAAGUGAGUCUGCCAUAAAAUAAAUUGAAUGAUCUUA
Molecule: messenger RNA, 2074 nt
Organism: Styela clava
Lineage: Eukaryota; Metazoa; Chordata; Ascidiacea; Stolidobranchia; Styelidae
Product: growth hormone secretagogue receptor type 1-like
Biological process (GO): G protein-coupled receptor signaling pathway
Cellular component (GO): plasma membrane
Molecular function (GO): G protein-coupled receptor activity
Source: RefSeq, a predicted model, not a curated record